Molecule: messenger RNA, 697 nt
Organism: Scophthalmus maximus (turbot)
Lineage: Eukaryota; Metazoa; Chordata; Actinopteri; Pleuronectiformes; Scophthalmidae
Gene: bglap
Product: bone gamma-carboxyglutamate (gla) protein
Exons: 4
Coding region: 104-385 (93 amino acids)
Biological process (GO): response to vitamin K; regulation of cellular response to insulin stimulus; osteoblast differentiation
Cellular component (GO): extracellular region
Molecular function (GO): structural constituent of bone; calcium ion binding; hydroxyapatite binding
Source: RefSeq, a predicted model, not a curated record
AUAUAUGUGUAAGAGGAAAGAAAGUGACAGAUCACUUCAAGUCUCCGGGCUUUACUUGUUGUUCGGUACUGUGGACGGUGGAGAGAGAAAAAAAAGCUGAAAGAUGAAGACUCUGGUCGUGCUGGUUCUCUGCUCCCUGGCUGUCGUCUGUCUGACCUCAGACUUCCAUGCUGCCAGUGACAACCCUGCUCAGGAGGGUUUGACUGUGGAGAAGGAGCAGGCGUCCAGCGUGGUGAGACAGAAGAGAGCUGCUGGAGAGCUGUCACUGACCCAACUGGAGAGCCUGAGAGAAGUGUGCGAGACCAACCUGGCCUGUGAGGAAAUGAUGGACACGACUGGAAUCAUCGCCGCCUACAACGCCUUCUAUGGACCCAUCCCCCAAUAGACAGCCAGCCGCCUCCCGCUGCUUUCUCUACUUUGCAUCGUCACCCUUGAGCUUAACUUUGUCUUUUGCAGAAGAAAUCGAAUGAGAAAACUUUUCCCCGAUGUGUGCCAGUGUGCAAAAGCUGCAACGCAAAUAUACAAGAGAAGGAGGUGGGGAUAAAGAUGUGAGCAGAUGUGCGAGAAAGAGGAAUGAAAUUGGCAUGUGAAUUUAUUUUUUCCACCCUGCAUAGGCCCACAGAAUCGUGUCCGAUCCUAACACGUCGGACAGCCUGUAGAGUAGUGUGAUGUACUUAAAUAAAGAUAAAUAAAAGUC